Messenger RNA from Merops nubicus (carmine bee-eater), 546 nucleotides. Its product is annotated as aspartate beta-hydroxylase domain-containing protein 2. The record is from RefSeq and is a predicted model, not a curated record. Lineage: Eukaryota; Metazoa; Chordata; Aves; Coraciiformes; Meropidae. The annotation marks the transcript as partial. The transcript has a single exon.
UGCCACUCCCCCGAGUGCGCCCGCUGCACGCACCACGACGGGCUCAACCAGAAGCUCUACCACAACCUGCAGGAGUACGCCAAGCGCUACUCCUGGUCCGGCAUGGGCAGGAUCCACAAGGGCAUCCGCGAGCAGGGACGCUACCUCAACAGCCGGCCCUCCAUCCAGAAACCUGAAGUCUUCUUCUUGCCCGACUUGCCCACCACGCCCUAUUUCUCCCGGGACGCUCAAAAGCACGACGUGGAGUUGCUGGAGCGUAACUUCCAGACCAUCCUGUGCGAGUUUGAGACCCUCUACAAAGCUUUCUCAAACUGCAGCCUCCCACAAGGAUGGAAAAUGAACAGCACGCCCAGCGGGGAGUGGUUCACCUUCUACCUGGUGAACCAGGGCAUGUGCGUGCCCAGGAACUGCAGGAGAUGCCCACGGACGUACCGCUUGCUCGGGAGCCUUCGCACCUGCAUUGGCAACAACGUCUUUGGGAACGCCUGCAUCUCGGUGCUGAGCCCGGGCACCGUCAUCGCCGAGCACUACGGCCCCACCAACAUC